Molecule: messenger RNA, 1493 nt
Organism: Aethalodelphis obliquidens (Pacific white-sided dolphin)
Lineage: Eukaryota; Metazoa; Chordata; Mammalia; Artiodactyla; Delphinidae
Gene: ECHDC1
Product: ethylmalonyl-CoA decarboxylase 1
Exons: 7
Coding region: 232-1137 (301 amino acids)
Biological process (GO): fatty acid beta-oxidation
Cellular component (GO): cytosol
Molecular function (GO): catalytic activity
Source: RefSeq, a predicted model, not a curated record
ACCGUCUAGGAGAGGACCCUAGCUGUCUCUGCGUAACGGACUUUAGUGUUUCUCCACAGGGAUUCCAGACGGCGAGCCGCGGGGGUUCGGCGGCGCGGUCCGUGUGAAGCCGCCCCGCAGGCCCGCUGCCCUCUGCUGGGCGUGGGGACGCAGCGCACAGCGACGCAGAGGCCUUUGCCUGAAUUUGACAGUAAGCAGGUCACUCUCUAGAGGAAAGCUUCACAUAAAGAAAUGGCAAGACAUGUUUUGAAGACAUCACCUAUCCCUAUGAAGACAAAAUUGCUACAUCAAAUAGGAUUGUCACUUUAUAGUACCUCUCAUGGCUUCCAUGAGGAAGAAGUGAAAAGAAAACUUGAGCAGUUUCCUGGUGGAUCCAUUGACCUUCAGAAGGAAGACAGUGGCAUUGGCAUUCUUACUCUGAACAAUCCAAGUAAAAUGAAUGCCUUCUCAGGUGUUAUGAUGCUACAACUUCUGGAAAAAGUGAUUGAGUUGGAAAACUGGACAGAGGGGAAAGGGCUCAUUGUCCACGGAGCAAAAAAUACUUUCUCCUCAGGAUCUGAUCUGAAUGCUGUGAAAGCACUAGGAACUCCAGAGGAUGGAAUGGCCGUAUGCAUGUUCAUGCAAAACACCUUAACAAGAUUUAUGAGACUUCCUUUAAUAAGUGUUGCACUAGUUCAAGGUCGGGCCCUGGGUGGAGGAGCAGAGGUUACCACAGCAUGUGAUUUCAGAUUAAUGACUACCGAGAGUGAGAUCAGAUUUGUCCACAAGGAGAUGGGUGUAAUACCAAGCUGGGGAGGUGCUACCCGGCUAGUUGAAAUAAUUGGCAGUAGACAAGCCCUCAAAGUGUUAAGUGGGGCCCUUAAGCUGGAUUCAAAAAAGGCUUUACAAAUAGGAAUGGUUGAGGAGGUCUUGCAGUCUUCAGAUGAAACCGAAUGUCUCAGAGAGGCACAAGAGUGGCUACAGCAGUUUAUCAAAGGGCCACCAGAAGUAAUUAGAGCUUUGAAAAAAUCUGUUUCUUCAAGCAAAGAGCUUUGUUUAGAGGAGGCAUUACAGACUGAAAGAGAUCUUUUAGGAACAGUUUGGGGUGGACCCGCAAAUUUAGAGGCUAUUGCUAGGAAAGGAAAGUUUAAUAAAUAGUUUAAAAAAAUAUGUACUACAGGUAAAACUCCAAUGAUUAAUAUGUAUAAAAGUUAAAUGAUAUUAAAUAUGAAUGUCAGAACUACUUUGAAGGCUACUAUUAGUAUUUCAGUUUUAAACAACUGUUUGAAUACCUGAACUCAUUGGCCUAGUUUUCAGUCUAUUUGGGUACUUACCAAGUAAUUUUGAACAUCUGACUAAAAUAUGCAACACUUUCAGCUUAAAAAUUAUUAGCAAUUCCCAAAUUCCCAUAUUAGUUCUUAGGCUAUAACCAAAGACCAGUUUUUAAAAGAAAAAACUACACAAAAUCUCUUGUGUUAUUUUUCAUAAAGUCUUUGUCUUGCCUUACCUGGAAA